Molecule: messenger RNA, 1165 nt
Organism: Rosa chinensis
Lineage: Eukaryota; Viridiplantae; Streptophyta; Magnoliopsida; Rosales; Rosaceae
Product: eukaryotic translation initiation factor 2 subunit beta
Exons: 10
Coding region: 86-895 (269 amino acids)
Biological process (GO): formation of cytoplasmic translation initiation complex; formation of translation preinitiation complex; translational initiation
Cellular component (GO): eukaryotic translation initiation factor 2 complex
Molecular function (GO): mRNA binding; translation initiation factor binding; translation initiation factor activity
Source: RefSeq, a predicted model, not a curated record
UUUACAGAGCUCCAAAUAGAAAGAGCGAAAGGAUCACUGUCGCAGUAACAGAGGAAGAGGGAAAUCCUUCUUUCAACAAGCAACCAUGGCUGAAGAGAACAAGAAUGCUGUGAAGGAGGAGGUUCCAGAUAUUGUCCCCUUUGAUCGUACUAAAAAGAAGAAAAAGAAGAAGGUGGUAAUUCGGGAUUCUUCAAGAGAUUCUGUGGACAAGUUGGCUGACAAAACAGAAAACCUAGCAGUUUCUGAUGGACAGGAAAGUGCAUUUUCUGGUUUGAAAAAGAAGAAGAAGAAGCCAGUUGAAUCCAGUGUCUUGAAUGAAGAGGGUGGUGAUACAAGGGAAGAUUUGGAUGACGGGACUGGGGAUGAUGAAGAGGGAGAAGGAAUUGUUUUAGGGGCCUCGCAUCCAUGGGAAGGGAGUGAUCGUGACUACCACUAUGAGGAGCUUCUUGGUAGGGUUUUCAAUAUCCUUCGGGAGAAUAAUCCUGAGCUGGCUGGCGACAGGCGUAGGACAACUAUGAGGCCUCCACAAGUACUUCGUGAGGGCACAAAGAAAACUGUCUUUGUUAAUUUCAUGGACUUAUGUAAGACGAUGCAUAGGCAGCCGGAUCAUGUUAUGGCCUUUUUACUGGCUGAACUGGGGACAAGUGGAUCCCUUGACGGUCAGCAGAGGUUAGUUGUAAAGGGAAGAUUUGCACCCAAGAAUUUUGAAGGAAUACUACGGCGCUAUGUCAACGAAUAUGUCAUUUGCAUUGGGUGCAAGAGUCCUGACACUAUACUGUCCAAGGAGAAUCGCCUCUUUUUUCUCAGAUGUGAGAAGUGUGGUUCGGGACGAUCUGUUGCUCCAAUUAAAGCUGGUUUUGUUGCUCGUGUUGGGCGAAGAAAUGCUGGGGCAUGAUCAUAAGCGUCCUGUUUUUGAUCUCUAUUCAGAGGACUGGUUUGCUACAAUGGUUCACUACUGUUAUUGGUUAAUUUUGUUCUGGUCCAUUCGGACAUUGAGGAGGAGAACAGCAGUUUGUCUUUUGUUGCACUACUGUCUACUUACACACCUUUAAUAAGAUUUCGCUUCUGAUCAAUUAUCUGCUGUUUAGGAAUAUUUUAGCUUUCUUCUGCACUAUUCUGUCUGCUCGUUUCUCUGUCUCAGUUUGGAUUGUCAUUCCUUGAGUGC